This is a messenger RNA of Phycomyces blakesleeanus NRRL 1555(-), 777 nucleotides long. RefSeq lists its product as hypothetical. The record is from RefSeq and is a predicted model, not a curated record. Gene Ontology annotation, biological process: lipid metabolic process. Lineage: Eukaryota; Fungi; Mucoromycota; Mucoromycetes; Mucorales; Phycomycetaceae. The transcript has 9 exons. The annotation marks the transcript as partial.
GUUAGUGUUGCCUCUGCAGCUCAGGUUCAAGAUUUAAAGCUUUUCACCCAAUUGUCUGCCAAUGCCUACUGCCGCAUCGUUGUUCCCCUCAACCAGUGGACUUGUGACCAUUGCUCUGCGGAUGAAACCCUUGUCAGUACAUUUUUUACUGUAUUGAUCGAUACAAAUGGCUUUAUUACCAGAAACGAUAAGACAAAGACCAUCAAUCUUGUCUUCAGGGGAACAAACUCAUUCCAAAACUUCUUUACUGACAUUACUCUUAUCACUCAAAGCUAUCCUCCCGUAAAGAAUGCCCGGAUCCAUGUCGGCUUUUAUACUGCUUACUUGGAUGUUCAGAAGUCAGUUAUCUCUACUAUGAUUGAGCAAAUCAGCAAGUAUCCUAGCUACAAUGUCGCAGUUUCCGGACAUUCACUUGGUGGUGCCCUUGCUGUAAUUGCUACUAUGGAUCUUUACCAGCGCGAUACUCGCUUCAACUCGAAUAAUUUAUUUCUCCGCACAUAUGGUCAACCUCGUAUCGGAAACCCUGACCUUGGUUAUUACCUUGCCGGAACUGGCAUUGAAUACAAGCGUACAGUCAAUGACCGUGACAUGGUUCCUCAUCUCCCUCCUCUCUCAAGUGAUUACAUGCACGUUGGUACUGAGCACUGGAAAAGAGACGAUGGAUCAGUCAAAAUUUGCACUAAUUUUGAAUCCAGUGGGUGCUCCAAUUCGAUCGUUCCUUUUACUACUAUUGUCGAUCAUCUAUCGUACUUCGACAUUAAUACAGGAUUGUGUCUC